Molecule: messenger RNA, 977 nt
Organism: Aspergillus saccharolyticus JOP 1030-1
Lineage: Eukaryota; Fungi; Ascomycota; Eurotiomycetes; Eurotiales; Aspergillaceae
Exons: 2
Coding region: 1-789 (262 amino acids)
Source: RefSeq, a predicted model, not a curated record
AUGCAGGGAUUUCUUUACGCAGCUGCAUACAUCUGGGUUGCCUACUCCAGCCUCGAAGACGCCUACGAUGCGACCAUCACCUCCGCUCCACCCGGAGACACCAACAGCCCCAUCCCCUCUGACUCCUGCCCGUCCCCCGCGCGGUCCUACCCCGAGGAAAACCCCUGUUCAGCCUACCACUUCCUCCCUGGCACCGCCACCCUCUUCUGCUGGCCCGUCACCACCGCUGACGGCGAUCUCUGCCUCCAGAAUGGCACCACCGUCUCCGCCUCCCGCCCUACCACCGCCAUCGUCAACGGCGAGACCUUCAUCUCCCCCACCGUCUACCUCUCCUUCACCUCCAUCUACGCCUGGAGCAACUGCCGCGCCCACCCGGGCUCCCAGUGCGGCGGCUCCCACUCCAACGAGAUCCUCUCCAUCCACCCCUCCACGCUGUCGUCCGUCCGCUACCACCGCAACGCCAAAUAUCCCGACCGUCGGCACCGCCUACCCCUUCAAUUUCGCCGAGUUCAUGCCGCAAGAACCCGAAGGGCGCGGAGGGAAAUGCCACCCAGUCCCUCUUCCCCUGGCCGCAGUACCGGGGCGGGCAGCAGUGUCCGCUCUACGACCCGAGCUGUACGACCAUCCGCGACGACUACAUCCCCCGGGUGCUGCUGCUCGAGGAGGUCAGACGAUCGCGAGGUGAUCACCGUGACCGGCUACCCCGGAGCCGGAUGCUGGGGAGAGGGUGUUGAGGGUUGCGGCUGUUCCUGGCGAAGCAGCGGCGGCGGCCACGCCGGUGCCGACUGAGUUGGGGUGGUGAAGUUGACGUUGCUUUGGAAUGUUGGCAAUGUUCAGUCGCAGAUAUAUAGCAUUUGUCUGUCGUUCCAAUUCACACUGAAGAUAUGUUUAUCCAGGAAAAGGGCCUUUGUCGUUGACGCAAACUGUCCAGCCUCGUAUCACGUCCAGAGUAUGUAUGAAUAAUAUCAAGAUUGAGG